GAUGAACUUUACCGGGCCGUGGACAAGGUGCGCCCGCGGAACGUAACCAACGUCAACAAACGAUUGUUGGCCAACGCGGUGCGGCUGGUGGUCGAGGACGCCGCGGGAGAUAGAUCGAUGCUUUCCAAUGUCGUGGACGUGGAUGAGGGCAUGGCAGAGCACUACUUGACCGAGCCCACGUCGGCAGCCAUCUUUUUUGAUUUCGAGGCGGCCUUCCCGUCCAUCGAGCGCGGCUUCAUGCUUCGCGAGGACUCCUGGCUCGGACCUAUGGCGAAGAUGGUGGACAGGGCCACUACGCGGGGCGCCCUCGGCCCUGGCGUUUUCUUCACAUGCGAGGCAUUUCGCGUCUUCAUUGCUGCGGUUGUCAUGCUCGUCGCCCAACUUCGAUCGCUGCCAGAGGCCUUCGGCGCUGCCGAAAACCGGGCCUGCUCGAAGCUUUUCCCGGGCCCGAGCUCGUGGACAACCUUUGCAUUCAUGGCCCAGCUGAAGAACAUUGGUUUCCCGCGCGAGCUCAUGGACGUCCGCUGCGCAGCGAUUGCCGCGCAGGCCAGGGUCGCGCACUUCGAGGACAUCCGACACGGUGGCCUGCGGGUGCGAGAACGAGCCCGACUUCUCCGGGAGCUGAUGCUCGGCGACGAGAGGGGGGCGCUACUGCCCGGAGUGAGCGCGCGGCUGGAGAAUAACACCGCGUUUGUCCUGCAGGCGGCAGGGGAGCACGUGCGCGACGCAGAACGUCGCCACGGACUUCCUCCGACCCGCGCGGCCUCGACGCCGUGCAAGCUCAAGGUGAAGGCGCCCUGGCAGGCCACGCGCGCGCGGGCGCUGCUGGCGAAUCGCCCCCGGGCCCCGGCCGACGCGCCGAUCCGCCGGAAGCUGGACCUCUGGCCCGUGGAGAUGCCCAACGGUAGCCAGGUGAG
Molecule: messenger RNA, 917 nt
Organism: Prorocentrum cordatum
Lineage: Eukaryota; Dinophyceae; Prorocentrales; Prorocentraceae
Source: the annotation of a GenBank genome assembly